AUGGAGGUUUUCAAGGGCUCAAUAGCAGCAGAAGGCCAUAUGCCAGCUAUGUUCAAAUACAACGAGGGCAAUUUCAUAGCCAUUAUUGCCGCAGGUGACGAAGGUAACCGCAACCUUGUUAUGUAUCCCUUUCGUAUGCAUUGGUAUAUGAGUGUUUCCUGUACUGUCCCCGACACGAUCCUGAAAGAUCUGACUAGUCUUGAGUACUCUUGGAACGCAAAGGGGAACGUGGAGGAGUUGGCGGAGAAUAUCCGGGGGUUCCCGAGAUGGCUGAGACGGCUUUCUAGUUAUGUUAAGGGCCGGGGCGUAUUGAUCGGCGAUGCCGCCCAUUCGAUGGUUCCGUACCAAGGACAGGGGGCCAACCAAUGUCUCGAAGAUGUGGAAGGGCUUAAUGCGCUUUUUGCGGAUGUUUCCGACGGUGACUUUAUCCCCGACCGACUGCGACUCUGGGACCGCAUUCGACGACCACGGGCCUCAGGCAAUUCAGAAAAGCGCGCGUGUUUCGCAGUCCAAAAUAUCGACCAAAGAAGCGACACAAGCGAUCUUGGCGGUGGAGCCCUACGUGAGGAUGAAGGAGGCACUUGCGCGACUAUAAGCGCAAGUAAUCGAGGGUAA
Penicillium atrosanguineum is the source of this 615-nucleotide messenger RNA. Its product is annotated as FAD-dependent oxidoreductase. NCBI's taxonomy places the organism in Eukaryota, Fungi, Ascomycota, Eurotiomycetes, Eurotiales, Aspergillaceae. The record is from RefSeq and is a predicted model, not a curated record. The coding region runs from base 1 to 615 and encodes 204 amino acids. Gene Ontology annotation, molecular function: monooxygenase activity; FAD binding. The transcript has 2 exons.